AUGCUAGAAAUCCAUGAAGCGACGCCCGCCGACGCCCAGGACCUCGCAGAGGUAUUCUUCGCGGCAUUCUCAGAUCCUUUCAACAGAACCAUGUUCCCGCCCACAGCAGAAGUGAAAGGCUGGAUAGCUGACACCUUCUUUAACGCAAAGGGACUUGCAUCUGAACAUGAGGUUACCUUGACGGCGACAGAUGAUAACGGAAAGCCCGUGGUAUUCGCGAAAUGGGUACGCCCCUAUCACGCCGCUGCAGAUCUCGAUCUGCAGUCUCAUGAUGCCGUGGGCGGGUGGCCUGUGGGGAGUGAUAAGGAUCUCUGUGAAUCUUUUUUUGAAACUAUGAGUGACCAUCAUCAUAAGUUGAUGGGAGAUCGGCCUCAUUAUUAUCUUGAGCUGUUGGGUGUACAUCCCUCUUACCAGGGAAAGGGUCUUGCUUCCAAAUUGUUGAAGUGGGGAUUGGCCAGGGCGGAUGAAGAGGGUGUUGAGGUUUAUCUUUCCAGUUCUCCGGAUGGGAAGUUUGUGUAUGAGAAGAAUGGGUUCAAGUCCUACGAGUCAUUUUCGCCAUUCCCUGGGUACGAGCAGUUAGAUAUGGUUCGGCCGGCUCAGCAAUAG
Messenger RNA from Penicillium longicatenatum, 606 nucleotides. RefSeq lists its product as uncharacterized. The record is from RefSeq and is a predicted model, not a curated record. The transcript has 2 exons. NCBI's taxonomy places the organism in Eukaryota, Fungi, Ascomycota, Eurotiomycetes, Eurotiales, Aspergillaceae. The coding region runs from base 1 to 606 and encodes 201 amino acids. Gene Ontology annotation, molecular function: acyltransferase activity, transferring groups other than amino-acyl groups.